AAGGACAGCUUCAUUACCCCGUCCACCCACCCAAUUAGGAGCCAGAUGGCGCUUCUGGCCAAUCAAAUCAUGGAUGCAAGGAUUCUUAGCAGCAUGAACGGGAGAGUGGAGCUCUCCCAGUUCCUGAGAGUCACCAAUCAAAGCCUUGUCACCCAGGUGAAUUCUGCCCAAGACGACAAUCGCAAGAACAGAAAGUAUCCCUGCCCGCUGUGUGGAAAGCGUUUCCGCUUCAAUAGUAUUCUUUCCCUUCACAUGCGCACCCACACCGGCGAGAAGCCUUUCAAGUGCCCGUACUGUGACCACCGGGCUGCGCAGAAGGGCAACCUGAAGAUACACCUCCGCACACACAAGCAAGGCAUUCUGGGCAAAGGCCGUGGGAGGAUCCGGGAGGAGAACAGGCUGCUCCAUGAGCUGGAGGAGAGGGCGAUACUGAGGGACAGGCAGAUGCGAGCUGGUCACGUUAGCCAACAGCAACCGCAGACGUCCAAUGUGAGCCAGCUCCCCAAGUCCCAGCCUCAGACGCAGGUCCUACCGCAGCCCCAGUUCUUAAGCACCUCCGGGUCGGCCGACAGCCUCCCGAAAGCGUCUGCCUCUCCGAAAGUGACCACCGUCCACGAUGAGCCCAUCCAGCCCCAGACCAAUGGCUUCCGCUGCUCGUUCUGCAAGGGGAAGUUCAGGAAGCAGCAGGAGCUGGAGCGCCACAUCAGGAUCCUGCACAAACCCUACAAAUGCACGCUGUGCGAAUUUGCUGCUGCGCACGAGGAGGAGCUCAUCGGCCAUGUCGAAAUGACGCAUAUCACCGCCGAUUCGGGCGCGGGACAGAAGCCUGCGGCCGGGUCCAGCGAGAAGGGGAAGCCCGUCGGCGAGUUCCCCUGUGAGGUGUGCGGCCAGACCUUCAGCCAGGCCUGGUUCCUGAAGGGCCACAUGAGGAAGCACAAGGACUCCUUUGAGCACUGCUGUCAGAUCUGCGGCCGCCGUUUCAAAGAGCCCUGGUUCCUCAAGAACCACAUGAAGGUCCACCUCAACAAGCUGGCCGCUAAGAGUAACCUCCCCGCCGAGCGCGACUCGUCCGUCGACAUGAGCAACCUCGCACCCGACCAUCAGAGCAGCCUGUACUCCCAGUACAUCUCCCACAUUCACAACAGGUUCCUGAUGGCCGACAGAGCCGAGCAGCCAGAUUACACCCAGAUGAUGGCCUCGACAGGCGCCGACAUGAAGGUCAGGGACAUGCUAGGGAGGAUGAUUUCCUCAGGUCCAGAUGCUGAGACUUCUUCUUUGUUGGGCUUAAAUCAUCUCCAUCAUCCACUGAGCUCCACUAGUAUGGAAUAUCUGCAGAAAAUCAUCUCGGCCAGAGACGCGCUGAACAGCAGCGGCAGCUACCCGGGCUGGCAGAUCAUGACGCCGGGGCUGCCUCUGGAGCAGCAAAUGUUCAGUCAUAAAGACCAGCAGCAGCAGCAGCAGCAGUGUCCCUCCUACCUGUCUGAGAGAUGUCUGCCUGCAGAUGAUGGGAAACUGGGUCUCGGUGACCCAGACACCGAGGCCACCAGCAGGCCGGGGAGCCCAGGCGGCGUGAGUCAUCAUGGGCCAACAGACAUGAUCACCGAGACCGGGAGCUCCCACUCCGGCACUGCUCUGGACCAUCGACCACAAUCUUCUUCUCCAGCUACAGGUGAGAAAGUCUACAGGUGUCCACUCUCCAGUGACUACACCGGCGUGCAGACAGCCUCCCUUGGCUUCCAUCUGGAUCGCUACCACUUCCCCCACUGGCAGAACAACAGGGACCUCUCGUCUCCGCUGCAGCUGAGCAGCAGCAGCAGCAGCAGCCCCAACCCCGGCAAGCUCAGACCCAGAUCCAGGGAGGACUGGAGCCCAGCUGCAAGUCAGUACCUCGGCCUGGAGAGCCACGGUGAAAAUGCCCUGCUCAUCAACAAGCAGCCUGACCUUGCAGACAAAGACGCGUGUGCAGACGCCUCUUCAUCUGCUCAAACCAGGAAGUCCCAGUAUGAGCCUUUGGAUUUGUCGGUCAGGCCGGAGUCCGUCCCGGCUCAUGCAGCCGCGUCUCCUGCUGUAUUGGUGCAGAUGUCUGGCGUUUUUAGUAAUGGACUCUCGUCCUCCGUUACCCGCCGGCUACAAAGUUACUCGAAUGCCACGGCCGAACUCAGUGUGAAACCUGCAUAUCAGAGUGACCUUUUGGUGCAGGCAACAAAAGAAGAGAUGAACGCACAGAAUGCAGGCUCUACAGGUCACGACGGUGAAGGUGAUUUUGAGAAAGCCGAGCAAGAGAGGGAGGAAAAAAUCGACAACGCUGCCAAGUGGAAGAUGGCAAAAAAUAAUGUCCUUGAGUCACAGGAGCCGGGACAGGCCGGCGAUGAUUUUGAGAGUCCUGCAGAGAGGAAGCAAGACAAGCUGGGGCAGUGGAGCAGAGGUGUGGCCGAAUCCCCCAUCGCCUCUCUGGAGAGCUUGACUCCGGGACAGGCCGAUCCAGUCCAGCAACAGGGUGGUCUGCUCUCCUUCCUGAGAUCCCAGGGGAGCCUGAGCAGCACGCCCGCCAGCGCACACAAAGCCAGCCUGAACGGAGGGGCGAGCAUGGACAAAGAUGUUGCAUCAGCUCGCAAGCCGUUCCAGUGCAGGUACUGCCCCUACAGCGCCUCCCAGAAGGGCAACCUGAAGACCCACGUCCUCUGCGUCCACCGCAAGCCCUUCGACAACAGCCUCUACCCGGACCGCCGCCUGCGGCGCUCGCACACGCCCCAAAUUCCCUCCAGAUUGCCACUGAGUAUCACGGGAGACAACGCGCCGGGGAGGGACCAGAUCGGCAUGACAUCGCUCUGUGGGACUUGAUGUUGUCAUAGCAACAGCACAUACAGACAGUUACGGUUAUUGUUUUAGCUUCACCUCCAAGGGGUUAGGAUGAUUGAGAUGGUUAAAAAAAUGUUAACAGCCAACCUUGAUGUACAUUCCAGUGUUUACUUGAAGAGCCACAGUACGUAUUUAUCUGUAGCAA
Molecule: messenger RNA, 3004 nt
Organism: Salarias fasciatus (jewelled blenny)
Lineage: Eukaryota; Metazoa; Chordata; Actinopteri; Blenniiformes; Blenniidae
Exons: 3
Biological process (GO): regulation of DNA-templated transcription
Cellular component (GO): nucleus
Molecular function (GO): RNA polymerase II cis-regulatory region sequence-specific DNA binding; DNA-binding transcription factor activity, RNA polymerase II-specific
Source: RefSeq, a predicted model, not a curated record